Messenger RNA from Nezara viridula (southern green stink bug), 2295 nucleotides. The record is from the annotation of a GenBank genome assembly. Lineage: Eukaryota; Metazoa; Arthropoda; Insecta; Hemiptera; Pentatomidae.
GUUAUCUUGACUGGUCGUAAUCAGUAAGAAGCUAGAUGUGGUAGUUGUUAGCUGUUAGAAUAUGAAAGUUUUUAUGGAAAGAAAACUUCUAAUAAAACUCCAAAGAUGUUUAUUUUGUCAAGGAAUGCUACGGAACGAUUUCAGGGGUUUAAGUACUCACAACAAAGUUGGAUUUGUUGGGUUAGGAAACAUGGGGGAAAAAAUGUGUAAAAACUUACUCAAAAAGGACUUUAAAGUAAUGGUAAAUGAUUUGAAUCCAAGGAAGAUAGAAUUGUUGAAUAAAGCCGGAGCAGUCGUUGCCGAAAAAAAUUCCGACAUUGCCGAAUUCGCCGACUUCAUAAUUACGAUGCUACCUGCGAGUCACCACGUGACUUCUUUUUAUGCUGGUGAAAAUGGAAUAAUGAAGUUUAUCAAACCUGGGACAUUAGCAAUUGACUGUAGUACUGUUGACCACGUAGCACCAAAGAAUCUGAGUAAUUUAUUUGAAAAAAUUGGUGCUUCAAUCAUAGACGCACCUGUCUCUGGAGGUGUUGCGGCUGCAUUAAAUGGAACGCUGACGUUCAUGGUUGGAGGGAAGGAAGAAGAUGUGGACAAGGCGAAGCCGAUACUAUCUGCCAUGGGUAAAAAUAUAAUCCACUGUGGAGAACUAGGAAGUGGCCAAAUUGCGAAAAUGUGCAACAAUUUACUUCUCGGUAUAACUAUGUACGGUGCAGCUGAAACAUUUCAUUUUGGAAAAAAACUUGGAAUAGACCUUAAAGUUUUGACAUCCGUCAUCAACACCAGUUCAGGAAGAUGUUGGGUCACAGAUACUUAUAACCCAGUGCCGAAUGUUAUGGAAAACGUCCCAAGCUCGAAAAGUUACGAGAUAUUGGAGAAUAUUUAGUGGUGAUGCUAACGAAGAAGCAAGGAAAUCUGAUUAAAAAUAACUGAGUCAUAGAAUUAUGAUAAAAAAACUCAGUGUGGGACCACUGGGUGUCCAGUUGCUGGAAGGUAACUUCUGAAAAAGUGGCCAGUGCAAAUGGUUAAUAAAUAAAAACUCAGUUAAAUUAUCACUUAAAUGACAAAUAUUUGAAAAAUCAUUAUUUUUAUCUUUCCUUUUUUUAAUUUUAAAUGAGAAGUGUAUUUAUGACUUUAUAUGUAUCAUAAUGCAUUCUAGGUAACGAAAAAAAAAAAAAAGAAAUUAAAGCUUUGCAAUCAUUUAUUGCAGUAAUUUUUGGUGAAAACACCUGUACUUUUAGGUAACAUGAUAUCAAAUCACCUAAUUUUAUUACCGAACUUAAAUUGAAUCUCAACUUAUUUUAUAAUAAACCUGUGCAAAACUGAUCAUUUUUAAAUUAUAUAAAUUUAACAAUGAUAAUAUUCUAAGAAAAAAAUUAAAGCUGAUCAUAUCUUUUCAGGCAGGGUUCACUUCUCAAAUGCUCCUAAAAGAUCUUGAGAUAGCAGAAAGAACAGCCAAAAAACUAAAUCAUACUCUCGAUAUCGGAAACAAAACAUUGGAAAUAUACAAAAAAAUCUGUGAUGCUGACCUCAGGGAAAAAGAUUUUUCAAUCAUUUAUGAAUAUCUUACAAAAAAAAAUUAUUACGAUAAAUUAAAUUCAUAAAAUGAACAGAAACUAUUAAUCCAAUUGUAAACUCUACAAAAGUCGAUGGAAUUACAGGAAUACCAAAUAUUUGGUUACUAUAUAAUAUUCAGAAAUCCAUAUCAAAGACUUGGAAUAUAAACCUUAAAAUGUACUAGUAAAUCUCAAGAUUUUCCAAUGGUAUUGGUAAAAGAUCAAAACUGGAAUGGAAUGAACAGCUUUUACCACUCGAGUGUUACUUCAACUCAAGAUUCUUUGAAAAACACAGUAAUAAUCCAAAAAUAUGGUGAAAUCUUAUUAACCAUACAUGUAACAAAAACUUUUUUCCGAGCUUCCUCCCAUGCAAAGAUAGUGAAUUAGCAGUUGUCAAAAUCGUUAGAAUUCACAGAAUGCGUAAAAUGUGAACGCACCAAUAUGACUUUGACGUGAACUGACCAUGUUUUAUUAAAUAUUGCAUAAAUUCUUUCUUUGAACUAAAGUGAAAAAUGAUGUGAAGAAGUUUCGUAAAAGUGAAUAAAAGGUGAUAGCACUGAAAUCUGAAAAAUAUGAUGGUUUUUUUUCAAUUUUCUCCUUAAAUUUUGAAAGUUCACAAAAUAUUUUUUUUUAUAAAGAUGUAGUAUUCAAAAUUUUCAUUGCUUUUAUCUUUUAUAAGAACUUUUUAUAAAAAUUAUCCAGAAUUUGUAAUUUAAAAUAAUAAAAUUAUCUUUUCUUUUUA